AUGUCUGGCAUUUUGCCUGCCCCUGCACUGUCUGGUGCAACUGCCUCGGCUGAGGUGGAAGUCUGCGAGGACGUCGUCUCGCUUCCCCCACCGUCUCCGAGGACUGUCUCGCCCAUGGCUGUCUCCCCGGCAGUCCCCACCCCUCCUUCGCUGCCUAUGGCAGGAGGUGCUCUGGCACCUUCCUCCAGCAUCAUCCAUACGGACGAUAAUCCAUCUGGCACUUCGGCGUCCCCUCCUGCAGUCAUCCCCAUGGAUGACGCCCCCACCGCCCUGGUUGUUCUCUCGAACAACCUCGCACCUAGCAGUGCCAUUCCCUUGAACGGCACAGAUCUUACUGCCGUUGUUCUGUCGAACAACCCCCCAUCCUCGCACACCGGAUGGGGCGAACCUUCUGGCAGCCCACUCGUUGGCUGGGGUACUUCAUCUGGAAGGGACUCCUCUGCUGGCUGGGGCGACCCUGCCGAUCCUCCGGAGUCAGCCCUCAUCCCUUGGGACGAGGAUGAAGAAGAAUUUGUCGAUGACGACGAAGAUCCUUACCUCGUCCCGUAUGGGGUAUCCCUCCACCCAAAGGAUGAUCGCGGCACGUCUUACGGACGUGAUGCACAAGGCUUCCCGAGGCCCCAAACGCCUGAGUACGCCUGGGGAUCUACUGAUCCCUUCUACUGUGACGCUUGUGCCUACGCCUCCGAGCCCUUCCCUCUCCUCGUGGGAAACCCUCACGCCAACUCACGGUUGGCUCUUCAUUCCACCGAGCAGCUCUUCGAUCGCCUGCAUCGCUGGACUGCAGAAGAGACUUGUGAUUGUCUCGCACUGGACUGCGAAGACCGCUCUGAUGAGUUGUUCUGCCUCUGUCACGAACAUAUCAAUCAAGUCAAAGGACUUGAAGAUGCUCUUCGAAAGAGCAAAGAAGACCUCGUGCCUUCCCUCGAGGAGAACGCAAGAUUGUCGUCCACUCUGGACAACACUAGGCAGCUCUGCUCGACUGCCAUGAAGAUGAUCUCCAAUGCCCAGCAAUUGGCAUCGCAGGCCAGAUUGGACACCGAGCAUUUCCAUCGGGACCGCGACAACUGGCGCUCCGAAUACGACUACAUUCAUGGUCAUCUCCACUCCUCUUCGGAUCACACAGAUCCUGCCCGUGCGCCCUCUACCAUGGGGGCUGCAAGCAUGUCUUUGCGACUGCGGCCGGCAUCCUCCCAUGAGACGCCUGACAAUCACAACGUCCCUAUGGACGACCCCAUCGUCAAGGAGCCUGCAUCGGCUCCUCCCCAACCCUCCACUGUUGCUUGGCAAGCGUCCCGCUGUGGACGAGCCCACCUCUGCACCUCCGCGCAAAGUACCGUCUAUAUCGACGGUAAUGGCAUCUUCUGGUGCCCCCAUCCCGAGCAAGUCUUACAGCUCGGUUGCGUCCAGUGCUGCUGGACUGCCUCUCACUCUCGCCCGGACAACUGCCACGGCAACAUCUGGCUCCUCUGGAGCUCCUACUCAUUCUGCGUCGACUCAGCUCAACGCUAA
Messenger RNA from Dacryopinax primogenitus, 1512 nucleotides. RefSeq lists its product as uncharacterized. The transcript is spliced from 2 exons. The record is from RefSeq and is a predicted model, not a curated record. The coding region runs from base 1 to 1512 and encodes 503 amino acids. Lineage: Eukaryota; Fungi; Basidiomycota; Dacrymycetes; Dacrymycetales; Dacrymycetaceae.